Molecule: messenger RNA, 753 nt
Organism: Paramecium octaurelia
Lineage: Eukaryota; Ciliophora; Oligohymenophorea; Peniculida; Parameciidae
Source: the annotation of a GenBank genome assembly
AUGCUUAUGGAUUCCAAUUUUCAGGUUAGAUCAAUGGUUGGAUGUACUCUUUAGGGGGAAUAGCCAAAACGGUAAUUGGAAUCUUCACAGUGGGUCUAGGUGAACAACAAGAACAACCUAACUAGAUUUUACACUUACCCUCAUAAUGUGGCUGAACUUUCAAGUAAUAUAUUGAAUUCACACAAUUUACUAUAAUUGAUGGAGUUAGGUGCUAAAGAGGAUUUUUUAAAUUAAUCAACUAUAAUUGGUAAUCUUUCUUUUAAAUAGGUUAAAUUUUAUUUCCUUUUUAAGGACCUUUAUGGUAUUAAUAAUUUAAUUCAAAUUCAAGAACAUGUUCACUAUCUGAAUUAGAUCUCAAUCUUAAUCUAUUCACAAGUACAGAAUCUACUUUAUCUACGUCAAGUUUACAAUUUGAGUUGUCUAUAUCAUAAUUAAAGUUUAGAAAUUCAGUUGGAAAAUAUAUAUUUUUUUCUACUUUUACUUCAAUGGAAGAUGUCUAAAAAUAUGAUUAAUUAUCAAUACUCCUUUUUAAUACAGCAUCCGCUUACAAUCUAAGAAGAUUCCCUCUUUUAUUUCGAUGAAAUAAUUUCUUUAAUAGUUUCCCUAAAGAUUAGUACUUAUUUAUUUUUAAUAUCAUUUAUCGAUUUAGAUGUUGAGACUACUCUCGCAAUAGCUUGCAAGACGCCAUCCUUAUAAUAAAAUGUUCCAGGUAAGUUUGCAGAGAGAUGGACUUCAAAAAGGAAAUAUGAAUGA